AUGAGUGGAGGUGGGCAGGAGAGGGAGGGGGUCACUUAUGGCAUGGGGAGGGAAGGGGUCACAGAGCUCCCGCAGGAAAAAGUCGAUGGAAACGAGGUCAUGAACGGCCUGCAGGUCAAGGUUAGUGAGGACAAGGUCACUGACACGUCUUCUGUUCUAGAGAACAGACGUGCUUCAACUGACAAGUUCAAGGACGUGGGCAGCAGGUCGUGUGACGUCAGAGGGAGCAGCUGUUGUGAGAGUGCCGGUGUGCGGCAUCAGCCUGCAGCAGGGUCCCUGUCUAUAGCUCAGCACGAGAGGCCCGCACAGUCGCGCGAUGCACCUGGACCCGGGGGUGGAGCGACGUCUCAGCCAGCGGCGUGUUCCAGCCACACACCCCCAGUCGGCCUGGUGACGGGAGACGAGCUGCCCGUGGGGGAGACGAGAGAAGGUCCGCCAUCACCCGCCCAGCCUGCCACCAGCCUAGACGAAAAAAACCAUGCACCUCCUACCUGGCCAGCGCAGAGGGAAUUAUUGACUGCAGGCGUCCGUGUUUCACUAGCAGACGUCACGCCAGAGGCCGUUCAUUUGUUUAAAAGUUUGGGCGGGGAAGUUUUAGAUGGUUUACAGACUGAGUCUAGCACCAGCAGACAAACUGGGCGCCACUUCAAGACACCAGCGUUCACACGUCAUGCCGGCAAACAGGUCACAGACCAGAGCUUAGGUGCCGGCAGACCGGUCACAGACCAGAGCCUUAGUGCCGGCAGACCGGCCACAGACCAGAGCCUUAGUGCCGGCAGACCGGCCACAGACCAGAGCCUUAGUGCCGGCAGACCGGUCACAGACCAGAGCUUAGGUGCCGGCAGACCGACCGGUCACAGACCAGAGCCUUAG
Molecule: messenger RNA, 873 nt
Organism: Physella acuta
Lineage: Eukaryota; Metazoa; Mollusca; Gastropoda; Physidae
Source: RefSeq, a predicted model, not a curated record